ACCACUGCGAACAGCUGUUUGUCGAUUGUGUGAGUCAGUGUAUUUAGAAAAACUUGAAUUUUGCGUGAUAAACAUUUAAUUGCAAUUUGUUUGUAAAUACACAAUUUGUGCUGCAUAAAAUGGCAAGUGAAAUGGCGCAUAAAAUGAAGGCCAUCAAAUGCCCAACGGACGAACAAUCGCUGACGAACAAGGCGAUUGUUAACAGCGCUGAUUUCACCGAGGAAGUCAAAUAUGUGGACAUUUCACCGGGUCCCGGACAGCAUUACAUAUUCGCGCUGGAGAAGAUCUCGGAUCUGCCACGUGGCCAUGUGGGCUUUUCGCUGGUGCAGCGCAAGUGGGCAACCUUGUCCAUCAACCAGGAGAUCGAUGUGCGACCCUACCGCUUCGAUGCCAGCGCUGACAUCAUCACACUAGUCUCCUUCGAGACGGAUUUCCUGCAAAAGAAAACCAUUACCCAGGAGCCUUACGACUCUGAUGAAAUGGCCAAGGAAUUCAUCAUGCAAUUCUCGGGUAUGGCCUUGACAGUUGGACAAACCCUAGUCUUCCAUUUCAAGGACAAAAAGCUCCUGGGACUCGCUGUCAAGACCCUGGAAGCCAUCGAUCCGCGCACUGUGGGCGAUGGCAAAGAGGCAAAGACACGUAAUGUGCGCUUUGGACGCAUUCUGGGCAAUACUGUAGUGCAGUUUGAGAAGGCCGAAAACUCGGUGCUGAAUCUCCAGGGACGCUCUAAGGGCAAGAUUGUGAGGCAAUCCAUCAUCAAUCCCGACUGGGACUUUGGCAAGAUGGGUAUUGGUGGCCUGGACAACGAGUUCAAUGCCAUCUUUCGACGUGCCUUUGCCUCACGUGUCUUUCCUCCUGAGCUCGUUGAGCAAUUGGGCAUUAAGCACGUGAAAGGUAUACUGCUCUAUGGGCCUCCAGGAACGGGUAAAACUUUGAUGGCGCGACAGAUUGGCACGAUGCUCAAUGCACGAGAACCCAAGAUUGUGAAUGGUCCGCAAAUUCUUGACAAAUACGUUGGCGAAUCGGAGGCCAAUAUCCGACGUCUAUUCGCCGAGGCGGAGGAGGAAGAAAAGCGACUGGGACCUAAUAGUGGACUGCACAUCAUUAUCUUCGAUGAGAUCGAUGCCAUUUGCAAGGCACGUGGCUCAGUUGCAGGAAAUAGUGGUGUUCACGAUACGGUCGUUAAUCAACUGCUUGCCAAGAUCGACGGCGUGGAGCAGCUGAACAAUAUUUUAGUGAUUGGUAUGACAAAUCGUCGGGACAUGAUUGAUGAGGCGCUGCUGCGUCCCGGACGUCUUGAGGUGCAAAUGGAGAUCAGUCUGCCCAAUGAGCAGGGACGUGUGCAGAUCCUCAACAUACACACGAAGCGCAUGCGCGAGUUCAACAAGAUUGCAGGCGAUGUUGACAACACAGAGAUUGCAGCGCGCACGAAGAAUUUCAGCGGCGCUGAGCUUGAGGGUUUGGUGCGCGCUGCUCAAUCGACGGCCAUGAAUCGUUUGAUCAAGGCCGACGCCAAAGUGCAUGUGGAUCCCGAGGCCAUGGAGAAGCUAAAAGUGACACGUUCUGAUUUCAUGCAUGCGCUGGAGAACGACAUCAAGCCCGCCUUUGGUGCAGCACAAGAGAUGCUGGAGAAUAUGUUGGCGCGAGGCGUCAUUAACUGGGGUCAACCCGUGACCAGUUUGCUUGAGGAUGGUAUGUUGUAUGUGCAGCAAGCAAAGGCGUCAGAGAGCUCGGGACUCGUCUCCGUGCUCAUCGAGGGUGCUCCCAAUUCGGGCAAAUCGGCGCUGGCCGCCAAUCUGGCCAAGAUGAGCGACUUUCCCUUUGUCAAGGUAUGUUCGCCCGAAGACAUGGUCGGCUUCACCGAAUCCGCCAAGUGUCUGCACAUACGCAAGAUCUUCGAUGACGCGUAUCGGUCCACGCUCAGCUGCAUCGUCGUAGACAAUGUGGAGCGACUGCUCGACUAUGGCCCCAUUGGACCGCGUUACUCCAACCUCACGUUGCAAGCGUUGCUGGUGCUGCUCAAGAAACAACCACCUAAGGGUCGCAAGCUGCUUAUCUUGUGCACUUCGAGUCGACGCGAGGUGCUCGAUGAAAUGGAAAUGCUUUCGGCCUUUACAUCCGUCCUCCAUGUGUCCAAUUUAUCAAGUCCUGAGCAUGUGCUGACCGUACUGGAGGAUUCCAAGCUCUUUGGGCACGAGGAGCUGCAGAAUAUUGCCAGAAAUAUGGCAGGGAAGCGUGUGUGCAUUGGCAUUAAGAAGCUAUUGGCGCUCAUCGAUAUGGCUCGGCAAUCGGAACCGAAUUAUCGUGUCACCAAGUUCCUCACGAAGAUGGAGGAGGAGGGCGGCUUGGAUAUGGUGGCGAGAACGCAGUAGCUACCGCCUGUUCUGGAACUGCGAAUGUCAGUUGUGGAGCUUGACGAUGCUUUCUGAAUGAUGCAGAAAACCAAGCAGCAGGUCCAAAAGUGAAAUGCACCAUUGAAUUAGCUCAAAAAGAAAAAGAACAUAGAUAUAUAUAACUAUAUAUAAAUAAUAUUAUACAAAUGUUUAACCGACCAAUUGAAUCACGUUUAUAGAGACACACUCACAUUCCACACGAAUCCCAGCGACGUCGACACCUCCUGAGCCUUGUCGAAUGAUUGUCAAAAGUGUUCUUGACAUAUAUUCGUAACUAUAUUAGAUAGAGACAAAUAGUUACCACCUACAUAUAGAUUUAUAUAUCUAUGUAUAACCUUGUAGUUGUAUUGAUUUAUCCGAAAUGCCACUUACAAUUUAUAUUCAUGUGUAUUUUUGUUGUGUAUUAAAUGUGUUCGAAUUUGUAAGCACAAAACGCAAACGCAAUUGUAACUGAUUGUAUUCAGUAUCUAUGGAUAUAUAAAUACCUCGCUUUUCAGUCAAAUUGUGACGAAAUUUUAUAAUUGUCUACUACUACAAAAUAUGCUAAUGUUUUAUAUAGAUGUUAAGUGUCUAUUUUGACUACACUUUUGCGAUUUGUAUUUUUCCCCCAAUGAACGAUCUUUUUUGAUAAAGCGCUGAAGUUCACACUAGCGCCAUUUUGCAUAGUUGCGGCUCAUGUCGCAAACUAAAUAUGUCGCCGCACAAAAGUAGACUAUAAAAAAAGUAGGAACAACGCACAAAGGCGCAAAAAAGAGGCGUGGCAAGUUCGAAUUGUACUUUUCGAACUCGCAAUUGUUAAAACAUAUUUUAAAUG
Messenger RNA from Drosophila sulfurigaster albostrigata, 3207 nucleotides. RefSeq names its product vesicle-fusing ATPase 2. The transcript is spliced from 2 exons. Gene Ontology annotation, molecular function: ATP binding; ATP hydrolysis activity. The record is from RefSeq and is a predicted model, not a curated record. NCBI's taxonomy places the organism in Eukaryota, Metazoa, Arthropoda, Insecta, Diptera, Drosophilidae. Bases 120 to 2372 code for a protein of 750 amino acids. Gene Ontology annotation, biological process: Golgi to plasma membrane protein transport; SNARE complex disassembly; intra-Golgi vesicle-mediated transport. Gene Ontology annotation, cellular component: Golgi stack.